Molecule: messenger RNA, 1392 nt
Organism: Ananas comosus (pineapple)
Lineage: Eukaryota; Viridiplantae; Streptophyta; Magnoliopsida; Poales; Bromeliaceae
Exons: 6
Coding region: 85-1167 (360 amino acids)
Cellular component (GO): chloroplast thylakoid membrane; chloroplast envelope
Source: RefSeq, a predicted model, not a curated record
GAUCGUAGGAGUAGAGUUCAUACGCUAAUACGAUAUAUAGCAGGGGCAGUUCGAUAAGCCCUAGGAAGCUUCGCUGCUCCUCUCAUGGCGUCGUCCUCCUCCUCCCUCCUCCUCCCCCUCUCCUCCAUCUCCGGUGACGGCGCCGCCGCGCUCCGCCGAGGUCCCAACCUCCCCCUCCGCACCCCCUUCCUCUCUCUCCCCCCUCGCCCCCUCGCCCCAAGACACUCCCCCCUUGUACUCGCCCGCGCCAGGGGGAGGGAGAACGACCCCGAGCCGCCGCAACAGUCGAAGAACCCUAAGGAGUCGACCCAGGCGGCGUCUUCUUCUUCUCCGGCAAAGGCGGGGGCGGAGGAGGUGGAGGAGGUGGAGGAGGAGCUCCCGUGGAUCCAGGAGAAGGCGCUGGAUCUCGUGGAGUUCACCGGGACGGUGACCCAGGCCAUACCCGGGCCUAGGGUUGGGCAUAGCCCCGUGCCGUGGCUCCUCGCCGUGCCCCUCGCCUACGUCGGGCUCUCCUUCGUCUUCGCAUUUGUGAAGACCGUUCGGAAGUUCACGUCACCAAAUGCCAAGCGCAAGAGACUGGUGAAUAAAAAUGCGUUCUUGUUGAAAUCGAUAGACGAGUUGUUCUCAAAGGGCAAGGAAGAUGUAACUCAUUCAGCUCUUAUAGGGCUUAUGCAAAAGACAGGUUUUACUAUGGACGACCUUUUAAGAAAGUACAUCAGAUACACUUUGAAUGAGAAACCAUUCAAUCCUGAUGUGGUUGUCGAUCUCAUACAUCUUCGAAAGGCAUCGAUGCUGGAAGAUGCCCAGGUUGCAGAAGUUUUAAAUGAGACUGCAAGGCGAAUUGUUAAGGAGAAAGGGCCGGUAGUUAUGGACCUUUCAGGAUUUACAGAGAAAGGUUUUAAGCGAAAGCUUGCUGUGCAAGCCCUGUUUGGGAAGAUCCUUUAUCUAUCUGAGCUUCCGGAGUUCUGCUCGCGAGACAGCUCGUUGAUAAUCAAAGAAAUUUUCGGAGUAACAGAUGAGGAUGCGAACACCCUUCGAAUUCACACCCUUUCUGAGAUUGACGAUGUCGAGUCGAUUAAGAAGAUGGUCGACGAUUCCGAAACGGAAGAAAGUGAAGAAGGUUCUUUGGCUGCUUCAGGUGAUGAUGACUUGAAAUCCGAAGAAUAAAGUGUUCAAGUCGAACAAAUUUUAUCGAAAAUUAGUUAAUAGGCAGAGCAGAAAGUGGUUCCAGGCAUCGAACUCCUCCUUUCCCUUUUAUUUGUUCCGUAAAUCCAUUGAGAGAGGAAAAAGAACAAAUCGACAUAUUACGGGUUUUGUAAAUUGCUUUUUUGAGCCAAUAUAUGCAGUUUCAUUUUAAUGGUGUGAUUCAGCCUCUUCUGAGGUCACUAUAUA